GGGUACUCUAGUGAUCAUUUUUAUUCGGUCAAGUUUCCAAGUUCCAACUUUCAACCAGGAACCUCAACACGCUCGUCAGCUUGGCUAAUCUUUGUUUUGAAGAAACACGACAUCAUACCAUCUACGAACGAAUCUUCGUGGAGCUUAUGAGAUGUCGGGUCGUCAGGAUAUUGUUCCGGUUCAUGGCUCAGAUGGAACCAAGCAAGCUCCCAAAUCCGACCAAUUUAUCGAACUGAACACAGUCAAUCUUCAGCAAUUCGAGAAAUCAUUAAAAGACUUAGAAGCCGAUGUCUCUCACAUCAAGGCCAAGACCGCCCCGGAUUCUAUCGAUCAAUCUCAGGAAUUAUUUGCUCGCAAACUCACCCUCUUGCAUCAGUUUAACUUGUUCAUCAAUCAACAAAAUCAAUCAAACAUCCAUGAUUCCUCAUUUAUCUCUACUUUCGAUCAACAAAGGUUGUUGAAUAAGUUGAAAGAGCUGGAAAGCGAGAUAUCUAAAUUACAGCAAGCUAGAUAUUCAUCAAAUGGAGACGACAAGAGAGAGAAUCCAUUCAAGUCGAAGCCCAAGAAGUUUGGUUUUAAGAGACCAGCAGCACAAUUUCAGGCCCCAUCAACCAGCAACUCGAAUCCAUCAGAAGCCAAACCAGCCGACCAAAUGCCAUCACCACUAUCGAAUAGAACGACAAAUCCGUUUGAUCUGAACCCUCAUUCAAAAAACCUCUUCAUUCGCCCAUUCUCGCCGCUCCAACCCCUCCAUAUCCUGGCCCUUUCCGAUCUCUCAAACGUCGUACUCGAUCUACGUGCUCUUUUCCCUCAUCUCUCGACCCUUCAACUCUCUCGGAUCCAUCACGCUGCUAUCCUUGCACCCCCACUCUCAGGAAGUACCUCAUAUGAAUUCAAGAACAUUUUCACUCUCAAUACCAACCGAAAUUUGCACUAUAAUCCCCUCUUUCCUGACCUGACGGUUUAUCUUGAAUGGAUCCAGGUUCGAACGUAUGAAUCGGAAGAUUUGGUAUUGUUACUCCAUAGCAGCACGGGUCCGGUGAUCGAGCGAUCGAAAAGGAUCGCCAUAGGACCGUAUCCGAACGACCUUUUCCCGCCGUCUUGUUCGACUGCAAUCGACCCGAAAUCGGCUUCUCAACACCAUCUACCAAAUGACUUCGAUUGUCCCGAAUCCUCUUCGACUGCCCCAUCUUCCAACUUCUCCAUCCUUUCCAACUCCCCUAUACCCCUUGAUCAGCUUUCCACUGUGUUUGAGCCGGGUGUUGAUCAGCUUACUCCCGUCGAUCUGUCGCUCUCUUCUUCUUCCUGUUUUGUCUUGCCUCAAUCUGCUCAAUCCCUGCUAAUGAACCUAUAG
Puccinia graminis f. sp. tritici CRL 75-36-700-3 is the source of this 1354-nucleotide messenger RNA. RefSeq lists its product as uncharacterized. Lineage: Eukaryota; Fungi; Basidiomycota; Pucciniomycetes; Pucciniales; Pucciniaceae. Bases 152 to 1354 code for a protein of 400 amino acids. Gene Ontology annotation, biological process: post-chaperonin tubulin folding pathway; tubulin complex assembly. Gene Ontology annotation, cellular component: cytoplasm. The transcript is spliced from 5 exons. The record is from RefSeq and is a predicted model, not a curated record.